AUGGGUUGGAAAAGAAGUUUAUUAUCCUCAGGUGGCAGGCAUACGCUAUUGAGAGUGGUGGGGGAAGCGAUUCCUAUUUACACACUCUCUUGUUUCAAGCUCCCGGACACGCUGUUAACUGAGAUUCAUAGCAUGCUCUCGCAAUUUUGGUGGGGUCAAAAAGGCGCAGAACAAAGAAUGGUUUGGAUUAAAUGGGACACAAUGACGAGACCAAAGAAAGAUGGAGGGUUGGGGAUCAAAGAUCUAAGGGCACAAAAUUUGGCCUUAUUGGGCAAACAAUAUUGGUGUCUAAUGAAAUACCUUAACUCUACACUAUCAAGAAUGUUCAAAGCUAAAUAUUUCAGAUAUACAGAUUUCUUACAUGCAGAGAUAGGAAGCAUAUCGUCAUGGGGCUGGAGAAGUGUCCUUGAAGGCCGCAAGAUUAUUGAGAAAGGCUUGUUAUGGAAAAUAGGCUUUGGUGCUAAUGUCCGCAUCUUCCAUGAUCCCUGGCUCCCACCACCAUUGCCCUUUAAUGUCCCUCAAGCUGUAGUGACAAUCCCACCGAAUCUAUAA
This is a messenger RNA of Arachis duranensis, 552 nucleotides long. RefSeq lists its product as uncharacterized. Bases 1 to 552 code for a protein of 183 amino acids. NCBI's taxonomy places the organism in Eukaryota, Viridiplantae, Streptophyta, Magnoliopsida, Fabales, Fabaceae. The record is from RefSeq and is a predicted model, not a curated record. The transcript has a single exon.